Messenger RNA from Fragaria vesca subsp. vesca, 453 nucleotides. Its product is annotated as probable LRR receptor-like serine/threonine-protein kinase At1g56140-like. The record is from RefSeq and is a predicted model, not a curated record. The annotation marks the transcript as partial. The transcript is spliced from 3 exons. NCBI's taxonomy places the organism in Eukaryota, Viridiplantae, Streptophyta, Magnoliopsida, Rosales, Rosaceae.
AGCUGUUAGGGAUUGAUAUUGGACCGCUCACUUUCAGUUAUUCCGAACUAAAGUCGGCUACAAAUGACUUUAGUCCGGAAAACAAGCUUGGAGAGGGAGGAUUUGGACCUGUCUAUAAAGGUACCCUUCACGAUGGAAGAGUAAUUGCCGUGAAGCAAUUGUCUGCAGCAUCCCACCAAGGAAAGAGCCAAUUUGUAACUGAGAUUGCCACUAUAUCUGCCGUGCAACACAAUAACCUUGUGACUUUGUAUGGGUUCUGUGCUGAGGGAGUAAAAAGGCUCCUUGUCUAUGAGUAUUUGGAAAACAAUAGUCUUGAUCAAGCAUUGUUUGGAAAGAAAAAUCUGAACCUUGAUUGGUCAACACGAUUUGACAUAUGCUUGGGAGUGGCUAGAGGUUUAACUUAUCUUCAUGAGGAAUCAAGGCUUCGUAUAGUUCAUAGGGACGUGAAGGCCA